Molecule: messenger RNA, 862 nt
Organism: Dendrobium catenatum
Lineage: Eukaryota; Viridiplantae; Streptophyta; Magnoliopsida; Asparagales; Orchidaceae
Exons: 3
Source: RefSeq, a predicted model, not a curated record
CCCCUCCACCACCUCCCACUCUACCAAUACCACUGUGACCGCCGCCAUCCCCCCACCCUCCUCCUCCGACUCUGGCGCCUUCCUCUCUCCCACCUUCCCCCCUCAUCAUCAUCAUGACUCCACUCGCGGCCGCCUCACUCUCUCGCCGUAUUCCUCUUCCUCUCGGGGCUCGAACAACGACUCAUUCAUCGAGGAGACGAAGCAUGAGAUGAUUGAAUUGAAGCGAGGAAGUAGCUCUAAUGGAGUCGAGGACGAAGAGGAGGAGGUGGGUAGUGGAGAGAUAGGGAGGAGAAGGAGGAGAACAAAGGGUUUAAUGGAGAAGCUAGUGGUUUUGGAUUCAAAUGAGUCUUUGUUUUGUGUGGUGCUUCAGAUUGGUUGGAGGAUAACAGUGAGUUUGUUAUUGGCUUUGCUUGUUUUCUUCUUGGCUACCAAUCCUCCUAAGCCUGAGUUAUCCUUCAAGAUUGUUAAUGUUAGGCACUUCAGCCUUGGGGAAGGAUUGGAUGAGACUGGAGUUCCUACCAAAGUGCUUUCCUUUAACUGCUCAGUGGACAUGGAGAUUGUUAACAAAUCUAAGUUCUUUGGUUUGCUCAUCUAUCCUCCAUUGUUGGAGAUGGAUUUUGGCAGUCUAAAAUUUGCCAGCUCGCAGAGCCAAGCAGCUUAUGUUGAAAGCACAAGCUCUUCAAUAAGGCAACUCUUCAUUGGCCUGAAGAACAAGCCGAUGUACGGUGCAGGGAGGAGCAUGGAAGACUUGCUUGAAUCAGAGCAAGGUUUAUCACUAAUGGUUCAAAUUCAAACGCGAUCAUCAUAUCGAGUUGUUUGGGGUUUGAUAAAGAUCAAACACAAUCAUUUUGAAAAUUGCGUU